GAACGUUCACUUUUAUUUCUGUGAAUUUUUAUACAGUGAUAGGAAGUGAUCUAGAGAUUCUAGAUGUAUAGGAAUAAAUCACUUCAUACUUUUGUUAAAAGUUUCAUUUUGUUGUAGUAACCGUGGUAAAUAGGUUGAAAAAUAGUAACAGAGUCGUAUGAUGAGCAUCGGAGAAUGUGUUUUGUUGUCAAUUUCAAUUUUGACAUUUUUUCAACUAAAAGUAGCUAUUUCAACGCCACCACAAGAAAACUACGAUGAAUGGGCCAUAGAAGUUACAAAGGGGAUCGAGAACAAAAAGGAAGUUGUAAACACUAUAGCGAAGAAACUAGGCCUUGAAUUGGUUCGGUCGAUAUCGGAUGAGCACAUGCCAGAGUUCUUUCAUUUACGCGCGGAAAAAGACCUAUUAAAUCAGGAUGCAAUGACUGAGCUUUUAUUCGAUGAACCAGAGAUUGUGUAUGCCGAAUUUCAAGUUCAACAUGAAGUAGAAACUAAAAAGAUCGAUGAUUUGAAAGAUUUUCUGAACAUGAAAAAUAAAAAAUCGUACUAUCAUUCCUCAAAAUGUCAAUGUCACAAAAACUCUCCCGACCAAGAUCACGCCAUAUCAACAACGGUGUUUGAAACAAUGAAUAACAAAAAUAUAAACAUGAGUAUGCGGUACAGAUUCAACGAUUUUAGAUGGCCUUGCCAAUGGCAACUCUACAACUGCGGUCAAACAGGAGGCCCGAAUGAAUAUGAUUUGGAUAUUGCUGCGGUCUGGGAUAAAGGAAUCACGGGAAAGGGAAUGGUCGUUGCGAUUGUGGAUGACGGAGUUGAUUAUAAUAACAUUGACAUUGCACCGAAUUACGAUAAAAAUGCAAGUUUCGACUUCGUCGAAUAUCCAGACAGUGAUGGACCGUUGCCGUAUAGUGACAAACCACAUGGUACUUAUUGCGCGGGAGUUGUUGGAAUGGCAGCAAAUAACGGCUAUUGCGGUGUUGGUGUCGUACACGAUGCCAAAAUUGGCGGUCUUCGAAUGAUUGGGCACAAAAGCACUGAUGUGAGAGAAGCAGCAGCCCUCAUCUAUAAUGCAAAUUAUAUCGACGUAUCAUCGAAUUCAUGGGGCCCGUCGGACAAUGGGCACUUGUUCCGCAAACCACCAAGGCUUACAGCUACAUCUCUGCAGCGUGGAGCAGAACACGGGAGAAAUGGAAAAGGAAAUAUUUAUUUAUUUGCUUCCGGCAACGGUGGAUUAAGAAACGAUCAUUGUGGGGCUGAUGGCUUUUCUUGCAAUAUUUAUACAAUUUCUAUCGCCUCUAGCUCCCGGAAUGGUUUGAAUGCUAUUUAUAGUGAACAAUGCACAUGUAUUAUGGCAACACUCCCUUCUACUGACACACACUCCAAUCCAUUUGAUUAUGAUAUGAUGAUUACGACGAGUCUGCACAACGGGUGUGUAAAUAACUUCCGAGGCACUUCUUCUGUCACUCCUCUUGCUUCAUCAGUUGCUACAAUGGUACUUCAGGCGAACCCUGCCUUGACAUGGAGAGAUGUUCAGCAUUUGAUAGCUCACACUGCAUUAGUUGUUGAUCCUAACAAUGACAACUGGCAAAUUAAUGGAGCCGGCUUUCAUGUCCAUACCUAUUACGGAUUUGGUGCGCUGAAUGCCCUUCACAUAACAACAGCCGCCGAAACAUGGAUCAAUGUCGACAGACAGAGGUUGUGCAAACUUCAACAUCCGAAAUCUCACAGGGUUAUACCAAGUGGUGGAACAUUGACGAUCCAAGCACAGACAAAUGGGUGUCAGGAUACCGAAAAUCAAGUUUUAAAGUUGGAACAUGUUCAGGUUGUUAUAAGCUACGAUGUGAAGUGCAGAGGAGAUAUCAGCGUGCGAAUAAAAUCACCAUGCGGAACAAUAUCACAGUUAAUGAACACCAGAAGACUCGAUGAUAAAACCCUCUUAAUUGAUUGGCCAUAUAUGUCAGUAUUUCAUUGGGGAGAAGAUCCUAGAGGAACGUGGACUUUGGAGAUAACCGACAACAAAGGGACAGCUAGAUGUACUCGUUACCAAAAUGAAGAUAUGGCAGGGCAUAUGUGGAAGUAUGAAUUAUUAUUAUGGGGAGUCAAGGAGCAAACAAGAAGAAAUUUAUCCUCACCGGUUUGUGAUCGUAGACAAGUACGAGAUUAUAUGGAGAACAAAAAUCAACGAGAUAAACAUUUUCUGCAGCUUAUAAAAGCUGGAAAAGUGACAGACAAAAAGAUCAUUCGCCAAGAGUUUGUUGAAGAUUUCAGCGAAGUUAUUCAAACCAAAGAUGAAAAUUUAUUGCAACCGCGCCCGCCCGGACCACCAAAAAGUAAACCGUAUCAGACGCCUUUCCAACGUGUUGCCAUGAGUGUAUGGAGAAGAACUUUCCAUGGAACUGAAAGUAAAUCGUUGGCACUUGCAUCAUAUGCAGUUGAUGGCGUUCAGCCUCACAAAGAUCUCAUUCAACAAAAGCAUUUCGAAGUAGUGCGAAAUAAAAUAGCUGAUUCUUUAAUAGAUGCCGCCCAAGUACAAAAUGACGAUGGAGAACGGAUCAUAAGAGGCGACCUGCAUCACUAUGCUAAAGCGUUAAUCUCAGGGAGCAAGACAAACAAAUUGUCGCUACCUACAAAGGAGGCAGCACUCAUUUUUAAAAGACUCUCUCUGUUUUGGAAUUAAAAGUCACACAGAUCUUGGACAUGUUUAUAUAUAGUCGAAUUUUAGGAAAUUAUAGACUAUUUAUUUAUAUAUAGAAUAUAUACACAGUUUUAAAUAGAAAUUAGUGGUGUAUCAAAAUAUUCAAUUUGGAUUUCAUCUAAUCAUGUGUGUUCAUUUCUCUCUUGUUCGAAGAAUAAUUAAAAAUUUGCAGUCGAUCAUUAAAUGAGCAGCACUUUUAUAAUAUAUUCUGGCUCAUCACAAUUAUGUAUCUUUGUGUGCUGCAAUAAUAAUAGAAUUCAUCUGAAUUGAGUCGUGUUGAACAAUUUAAAACAAAAUUAUUAUCGUGGUCUUUAAGUCGACAAAGAAAUAAUGACUGCUGAAUAUAUUAAUUUCAAAAUUGUUAUUA
This is a messenger RNA of Styela clava, 3059 nucleotides long. RefSeq names its product PC3-like endoprotease variant B. Gene Ontology annotation, cellular component: trans-Golgi network; Golgi membrane. Gene Ontology annotation, molecular function: serine-type endopeptidase activity. Lineage: Eukaryota; Metazoa; Chordata; Ascidiacea; Stolidobranchia; Styelidae. Gene Ontology annotation, biological process: protein processing. The record is from RefSeq and is a predicted model, not a curated record.